Molecule: messenger RNA, 1218 nt
Organism: Ruditapes philippinarum (Manila clam)
Lineage: Eukaryota; Metazoa; Mollusca; Bivalvia; Venerida; Veneridae
Product: forkhead box protein E4-like
Exons: 3
Coding region: 153-1145 (330 amino acids)
Biological process (GO): anatomical structure morphogenesis; regulation of transcription by RNA polymerase II; cell differentiation
Molecular function (GO): DNA-binding transcription factor activity, RNA polymerase II-specific; RNA polymerase II cis-regulatory region sequence-specific DNA binding
Source: RefSeq, a predicted model, not a curated record
CUGAAGCCUUAAGAAGAAGAACAUAAAAAGUUCAAGAAAAGAAUAUUUGAUUACGGACUUUGAAUACGGAUUUUAUUUAUAAAAUUGGACAUUGGUUUUUUGAAACAUAUUACUUAUUUAAUUCAUUAAUAUUUGAUAUAUUACAUAAAAAUAUGAAUACAAGAACACAGCACCCGUUCAGUAUUGACUUUAUCACGAGGGAAGAGUUAAGAAGCGAAAGGGAGAAUCUUGGAAUCAGUCUUUACAACGCAGCUCAGACUGGUGACAGUAUGGAGAAGGCACAAGUAAAUAGAUGCCGGCAGACCCCUUCACCAACGGACAGCGGGCUUGAGUCCGACCACUCGCCAUCUAGAUCGGAGCCGGGGCAGUCCGACAAAGACAGCUCGAUUGCAGAGGUCCUGCUUUCAUUGGAAAAAAAUGUGAGUGGUAAAAAAUCAAAGGUGAAGGACAUUGCAGCAGAUAAGCCUUCCCAAUCUUACAUCGCACUUAUAUCCAUGGCAAUCCUUAGUACAUCAGAGCGUAGGAUGCUGCUCAGCGACAUAUAUCAGUUCGUGAUGGAUAAUUUCGACUACUACAACAACAACGAGAAGGCGUGGCGUAACAGUAUACGUCACAAUCUUAGUCUCAACGAGUGCUUCAUCAAAGCCGGAAGAGCCGAUAAUGGAAAAGGUAACUAUUGGACCAUACACCCAGCAUGUAUUGACGACUUUGCCAACGGUGAUUUUCGCAGACGCCAAGCCAGACGCCGUGCAAGAAAAUGCCUAAAAGAUACGAAUCAACAUUAUGUCACUUCUGCUCAUAGAUACAACAUCGGAUACGUUCCUAUGACGGCUUCACACAUCGCCUUUCACCCGUAUAACAACGCUUCUGGUGGGUCCUCGAUGUAUUAUCCACAACCCCACGUUUACCCUCAGCUCGCGCAGGCGCACCAGCAAUCUACGUCAGCAGGUACAUUUUCCUACGCCAGUCAGCCACAAACAAGUUACCUCUCCGCAUGCGCUUUAAGUGACCAGCAGUCAAAGACAUCGUCAGCCUCCUUGCCCGCACACAAGCUAUUGGCCGACCAGGCAAGCUCGGCAGCGUUCACAAUGCAAGCUUUUGCACAGCAACAGAUGGCUUCGAAUUUACAAUUCCAGAGUUGGUAACAUGAUCGAAAAAUUAUAUUGGUGGAAAUGUGCUAUAUCUCUCUCUGUAUAAAAAUGUUAUAUAAAUUGUAAA